GACUUAUAAAGCCGCGGAUGCGGUGGCACCUCCGCAAUGCGAGCACCUCUUGAGUGCUGCCGCCGCUCCUGCCGCCGCCGCCGCUGCUAUUGCCGCCGCUGUCGCCGCUUCUCUUGGUGCUGUUGCCGCUGUCGGGGAUCCGGCUGUCCGGGGAGCCGCUGCUCUCGGUCCUCGGACGGGAACCUGCACGGAAGGUCGCCGCUCCCUCCUCUAGUUCGGACCGAACCCUGUCACCGAGCCAGCUGCACCCCCUCACCCAAGCUGUCCCAUAGACUGAGCCGCCGCCCCGAGAGGCCAAUGAGAGCUCAGCCGCCGCCGCCCCAACGGACGACGUCGCUUCUAUUCCUGUAUCUCCUGGUUCUGAGCGCAGUGUGCCAUCAUGUUGCUGCAUCGGACGCCAAAGAUACUUCUUAUCCUGAGAAAAAUGAUUUGUUUUCUGGGGACCAUAACCCAGAUGGACUUGAGUUAUUUACAGUGAGUGAAAUAUCCUCAACAAGUGAAAUAUCCUCAGGGACUGAAUAUGACUACUAUGAAGAGUAUGAGGAAGAAGACCCACAGUUGUCAGGAUAUGUCUUAGAUGACUCAAUCAGAGUUGGACGUUUGGUUAAACCCAAGAAAAAUAGAACAGAAAGUGAAAAAAACUCUAGCAAGACUGGAAGGAAAAAAUUUAAAAACAGAAAAAGGAAACAAAAAAAGAUUAAUCCAUGUGAUGGAGAAUACAAAAAUUAUUGUAUUCAUGGUGAAUGCAAAUACAUAGAAAGCCUAGAAGCAGUGACUUGCAACUGUCAUCAGGAUUUCUUUGGUGAACGAUGUGGGGAACAAUCAAUGAAGACCCACAGUUUAGGGGAUGGAGGUAGUUCCAUCACUGCACUGGCCAUUGUAGCUGCCAUCCUUUCCGUCCUUUGCUUUUCAGCAAUUGUCCUCAUUACCAAACAGAUUUGGAAAGCACAUUACAGCAUUCGUGACCAAGAAACUGAAGAAAGAAAACACCUCAAGAGAGAAAAUAAAAAUGGGAUCAUUAGUGUGUAGCUGAACGUAGCUUACAGGCUAUUCAGCUAACUGCCACAUCAGACUGCCAUAUCACAGCCACAAAUACAAAAACUCUUUUUCUUGCGUGUCAUCUUGCUUAUUAAAAUCUGAUGUUGUUGUUUUUUUAAUUUUCAAAUGUCAAUUUUUAUGCUGAAAGAUUUGGUAUUUCUGUACAUACAAAAACAUGGGAAAACAAAAUAUGUUUCCAUUUGUAAAUAGUUUAU
Molecule: messenger RNA, 1253 nt
Organism: Sarcophilus harrisii (Tasmanian devil)
Lineage: Eukaryota; Metazoa; Chordata; Mammalia; Dasyuromorphia; Dasyuridae
Gene: AREG
Product: amphiregulin
Exons: 6
Coding region: 37-1029 (330 amino acids)
Biological process (GO): positive regulation of mitotic nuclear division; positive regulation of cell population proliferation; epidermal growth factor receptor signaling pathway
Source: RefSeq, a predicted model, not a curated record